Messenger RNA from Onychostoma macrolepis, 1077 nucleotides. Its product is annotated as sushi, nidogen and EGF-like domain-containing protein 1. The coding region runs from base 1 to 1002 and encodes 333 amino acids. The transcript has 10 exons. Gene Ontology annotation, biological process: cell-matrix adhesion. Lineage: Eukaryota; Metazoa; Chordata; Actinopteri; Cypriniformes; Cyprinidae. The record is from RefSeq and is a predicted model, not a curated record.
AUGGUGUUUGCAUUCAUUCUUGCAGAAACCACUACUUUGGCAACCACCACAGUCACACCAGAAACUACAACAACAACAACACCUGAACCAACAACAACAGCAGCGACAGAAACCACCACUUCAACCACCACAGUCUCAACCACCACUGCAACAACAACUCCAUGGACAGCACCGGAUAUAUUUUAUCCAUUCGGUGCGGCGGCAGGAGACACACAACAUCUUGAAAUAAACUAUGAUAGCUCCUACCUUGUUACCUUCUCCACUCCAUUUGUGUACUUUGGCCGCACAUACAAUGCAAUAUAUGUUAAUAAUAACGGACUUAUUACGUUUAACCAAACUUUACCAGAAGCUCAUCCUCCUUACCCUUUUCCCACAUAUGGAAAUGAAGAUUACAUUGCUCCGCUCUGGACUGACCUUGAUGACCUUGGUAUUGGUAUAUAUUCGUAUCAGGAGUACACAACUGGAAGUGUCCUCACUCGGGCCACUCAGGAUAUAAACCAGUAUUUCCCUGGAAGGGGCUUCUCUGCUUCUUGGGUCUUUGUUGUAACGUGGGACUAUGUGCUAACAUGGGAUAUGAAUGUAUUUAACAGUCACUCAGGCCCUGCAAUCACGUUUCAAGCGGUUUUAAUUUCAGGUGAUGGUUUCUCUUUCAUUCUGAUGCAUUAUGGUGACUGUGCUGGGGAGCAAUAUGCAGCUCAGGCUGGAUACGACACAAUAGGCUCCACUGACUACUAUCAAAUUCACCAUAAUCCAAAUGAUGGCUACUCCAUCCCAAUCCUCAAGACCACGACUAAUGUAGACAUUCCGGGUCGUUGGGCCUUUCUUGUGAACAACGGAUCAGCCAUCAUAGGAGUACAAAUGAAACUUGAGUCAUUUUUAGACCUAACACAGAGUGGAAAUAUCAAGGUUGUUUUGCAUCAAAUAGAAGAAGAGCUGGUCAGUCGUGGACUGUUAAGCAGCUUCAAGAUGAAGCUAAGAAAAGUCAAGAAGACACAGCCGUAACAUCAGCCUCAUGGAAGGGAAUUUAAAUGCUGAAUAUCACUGUUGAAGAUGUUGUUGCCAUUGAUAAAAAUACUU